Molecule: messenger RNA, 1607 nt
Organism: Gasterosteus aculeatus aculeatus (three-spined stickleback)
Lineage: Eukaryota; Metazoa; Chordata; Actinopteri; Perciformes; Gasterosteidae
Product: transmembrane protein 69
Source: RefSeq, a predicted model, not a curated record
GGCUUACCACUGGCGCUGCCACUAUGGGACUGAACAACCUCAAUGAAGCUACGUUCAAGAUCCGUCGGGAUUAUGCAGCCUAACGAGGUUUCAUAGUGUUUUUAAAGGGAAACAGGAUUAGGAGUUUGCGUCUUUAAAACAUUUCUGUUCAAAUAAAACAACGUUUUCUUAGGCGAAAAAUGACAUUUAAAAAGAAACAAUGAUAUACAUUCUAAAACACGUUGUUGGUAGAACACGUUCGUGGGUUUUGUCAUCUUGAACACAACGUAAUACCAUCACAGACAGCCCUACUAGUCGAUUUACUUUUUGGCUUCAUUCAGUAUGCUUUUAGGCAGGCAUUUAGUAGAGUGCCGAUAGAAUGGUAGCUUGCAAACGACCUUUAGCUAAGUUUGUUAACUUUAACUGUGCCUACUUACUCCAUGCAAUUGUGCGUACAGUGACUGUGCCAUACCAUCGAUUGAAAAGCAAUUACGGCGGUUGAGGAUGAUUAGAUUUGCAUCUGAAAGCCGCGUAAUACUUUCUGGGGUCCCAGUAUGGAGAUGUCUUCAGCAGACCGUCAGAGCGCCAAACAUCGAGUUAAACGCUCAGCUGCCCUUUCAGUCCAGGCCCUCCUCGAGGUUAAUGCCUUCCACGAUAACUGCCACCAACAUGUUGCGCAUCAGGCCAGUGAGCUGGCGAGUCACGCGUCUCUGCCACAGGGACCCACGAGGCACCUCGGAUAGAGGCGACCUUAAGGAGGGUUUCAGCUUGAGGGCCCUCGGCCAGGCCCCAAAACCGGCCCUCUACCUCGGUGUUUCGGGGCUCAUCCCUUUCCUGUUUGCACCUCUCUCUAUGGCUGCCACACAGUCCUUCUACCCUGAACUGGCAUGUGCUCAAGUGGUCUAUGGAGCCUGUAUCGUCUCCUUUCUGGGAGGCGCCCGCUGGGGGUUCGCCCUCCCCGCCGGUAGUCCCGCUCAACCUGACUGGAUGAACUUGGGCAACAGUGUGGUGCCUUCCCUUCUGGCCUGGCUGGCACUGCUCUGCAGGGACAAUUUUGCAGAGGGAGCGUUGGUAGUAAUUAUGGGACUGGGUCUCUCUCUGCACUAUGACCUGACCCUGCUGCCGGGAUACCCUUCCUGGUUCAAAGCCAUGCGAACUGUCCUCACUCUGGUGGCCACCUUCUCACUGGUUGCCACCCUUGUAAUUAAAGAAUUCUACCCCGAGAAGAAGAUCAAAGACAUUCAGAACUGAGUGGAGGAAAGUAGUGAGCCAUUGGGACACAAAUAUUGGGAAUACGAAUGUGGAGUUAGAUGCAGAUGUGCAGCAUGGUUGGUUUAUACAGUACGCAACAGCGCAGCAGUAGUUUUAUCUACAAUACUUUUUAAUAUAUUUUGGAAGACAUGUACAGAUGUAGAAUACCAUUUAGAAAGUGAAGAACAGAUGCAAAAUAGGCACAGAAAUGUCCUGCUAGUUUAAAAACAAAGAAACCGUAGAACAGGACAGACUUUGAAACGAAAGAAUCGUCAGAAAACAUUUGUAAAAUCACUUUUUGCCACAACACUAACCCUUACUGAAAUGUCAUUUUUCAUGUGCAAACUAGGAAAAAUAAACAUUGGACUAUUUGCAAA